Molecule: messenger RNA, 544 nt
Organism: Jatropha curcas
Lineage: Eukaryota; Viridiplantae; Streptophyta; Magnoliopsida; Malpighiales; Euphorbiaceae
Source: RefSeq, a predicted model, not a curated record
CAAGCACCUCCCACCUAGUCCUCCUAGACUUCCAAUAAUAGGCAAUUUACACCAACUUGGGGCCUUACCUCAUUAUUCUUUAUGGCAACUAUCCAAGAAAUAUGGUCCUGUGAUGCUUCUGCAAUUUGGUCGAGUUCCUACAGUUAUUAUCUCCUCUGCAGAAGCUGCAAAAGAGCUCUUUAAAGCAAAUGACCUCAAUAGUUGCAGCAGACCUCGCUUGGCUGGUACUGGAAGGCUAUCUUACGGCUAUCUUGAUAUAGCUUUUACACCAUAUGGAGAUUACUGGAGAGAAAUAAGAAAGAUUUGUGUACUUCAACUUUUUAGCGCUAAAAGAGUUCAAUCAUUCCAGUCCAUUAGAGAAGAAGAAGUGGGUUUUUUAAUUGAUUCGAUUUUAAAAUCUUCUUCAGCCUCUUCUUCUCCUGUUGAUCUAAGUGAAAAGACUUUGUCUCUUACUGCAAAUGUUACUUGUAGAGUAGCUUUUGGGGAAAGUUUUCAAGAAAGAGGAUUUGCCCAUGAAAGAUUUCAAGAAGUGAUUCAAGAGUGA